Iphiclides podalirius (scarce swallowtail) is the source of this 483-nucleotide messenger RNA. The record is from the annotation of a GenBank genome assembly. Lineage: Eukaryota; Metazoa; Arthropoda; Insecta; Lepidoptera; Papilionidae.
AUGUCGGUAAGUUUUGAGGAGCCGGCGCCUCCGCCGCCGCCGCCGCCCCCUCCGCCCCCGCCGCCCGUCACGCCCCCGCCGCCUGCCAAGACAGACACCAUCAAAUCGACCAAGUCCACGAAGUCCACUGGCAGCGAGCUGCAGGACGAGCUGAAGGUCGUCCUGCCACAGAUUCAACAGCGGAAACUUGAUUUUAAAAAAACUCCCGACAUUUUUAUACACCAGAAAUCCAACCCCGACGAGGUGGUGGAGUGGCUGGAGGCGAAGGGGUUCUCGGAGACGGCGCAGAGGAAGAUGCGCAUGCCUGGCCACCAGCUGUUCGCGCUGGGCCGCGCGCACUUGGAGCGGGCGCUGGGCCCCGACGAGGGCAAGCGCCUCUACAGCCAGGUGCUGGUGCAGCGCAACGUCUCCGGGUACAAGACUACGUCCGCUUCGGAGCUGCAGAGCAUCCUGCGCAAGGUGCGGGAGAAGGUGGAGGUGACG